Rhizophagus irregularis DAOM 181602=DAOM 197198 is the source of this 1496-nucleotide messenger RNA. The record is from RefSeq and is a predicted model, not a curated record. NCBI's taxonomy places the organism in Eukaryota, Fungi, Glomeromycota, Glomeromycetes, Glomerales, Glomeraceae.
UGGUAAGGUGCUUAAUGAGGAGAUGCAUAAUAUGCAUGUUAUUUUUUUUUUUGACACAACUCUUUUUAGAGCAAUUCACUUUUAUUUGCUUAAUAAAAAAAUUUUUUUUCAGUCUCCUCCGUAAACUUAACCUGUCUUCUUUCUUCCUUCGUUCCGUUCUUGUAUGAAAAUUAUCGUUUAUGAAAAACAAGUUUUAAAAAAAAAAUUCACGCUUAUUUAACUUCUCUUCGUUGAGAAAAAAAUAGUUCACAAACUAUAUUAAACAUAUACAUGUUCGGAAUUAACAAAAGAACUCGAGAUUUCAAAAAAACGACGACCUUUACACCUUUUUAUUUUAUUCUAUAAACUAAACUAUUUUAAAUAUUUUUUUUAUUUGUAAAGUUUUAACAGGUUUUAUGAACAAAUUUUUUGUAUUAAUUUUACUACUGGUAGUAAAUUCAAAAAAUUUUGUUCAAGCACAAGAUCCAGAAACUUGUUCGACUCAAGAUGGUUCUCCUUGCGUAAAAUUAAAUGAUUUAUUGGCUCCUUGUGAUACGAAAUUCGGUCCUCCUCCUAGUAAUGUCUCAUCAUUAGAAUAUAAUAGUGCUACUGCGAGUUGUAUGUGUAAUCAAGAAGCGUAUGAUACGCUAUCAUCUUGUAUAUCAACAUGUUUUUCAAAUGAAAAUCCUAAUAUAAAGACGGCAAACUUUGAAGAUUAUCAAAGAUCUUGUCGAAAUUUUGGUUUCAUAUUUGGUCCACCAAUAAAAGAUCAAUCAUUAUCGGAUAAGAAUGAUACUGCUGGUACAGCGAAAAAAGUCUUAAUAGGAAUAUUUACAAGUAUAUCAUUCCUUAUAGUUUUAGGUUUAUUAAUUUGGUAUUGGAAUUCAAAGAGAUCAAGAGCACCUAAACAAAAAGCAAAACCCCAAUCAUUUGAUGAUGUUUCAAUUCACGAACAAAUGACUGUUCAUCAUCCUGCUCCAGGAAGCGGAACUCCUGUUUCAUCAUUACCAAACGCUGAUUAUAAUCCUACAAGUCAUACUGGUUUAUUCCCUCCUCCUGGUACUGUACAAAAUCCACAUCAACAACAACAUCAACAACAACAUCAUCAUCCACAACAACAUCAUCCACAACAUCACCAUCAACAACAGCAGCAUCAGUAUCAACAGCAACAACAACAAUAUAAUCGUCCUCCUCCUCCACCACAACAAUAUUCUCCUUCAUCACAACCAUAUUCUGGUGGCGCCCCAUAUCAUAAUGGUCCACGUUAUAAUAAUUCAUCUCCUCCACCUGCAUCACAGCAAGGUUAUUUCCCUCCACAACCACAACAAACUCCUUAUCAACAACCAUUUCAACCACCUUAUCCACGUCCACCUCCUAAUAGAGUUCCUUAUCAACAACCACAUCAUUCUAGAACAAAUUCUCCUGGUAUUGAUCCUAGUUAUCCAAGAAAUUCCCCUUCUCCUCCUCAGAAUUAUUAUAAUCCAAAUAAUUUUUAUGGUGGUGGUGGUGGUUAUUAG